AGGAUAAAGGCCUGGGUGCAGAGGCUCACCUAGCCUCCUCUCUGCACCUACUCCCCACGACCCUCUCUGUGCUCAUAACCUCCAUGGCCCCCAAAAAGCCAGAUCCCAAGAAGGAUGACGCCAAGGCAGCCUCCAAAGCGGCUCCAGCUCCGGCUCCAGCUCCAGCUCCAGCGCCCCCGCCUGUGCCCGAGCACCCCAAGGAGCCGGUGUUUGAUGCCUCCAAGAUCAAGAUUGAGUUCACACCAGAGCAGAUUCAAGAGUUCAAGGAAGCUUUCACACUGUACGAUCGCACGCCCAAGGGUGAGAUGAAGAUCACGUACGGGCAGUGUGGAGACGUCCUGCGGGCGCUGGGCCAGAAUCCCACGCAGGCCGAGGUGCUCCGCGUCCUGGGGAAACCAAAGCAGGAAGAACUCAACAGCAAGAUGAUGGACUUCGACACGUUCCUGCCCAUGCUGCAGCACAUUUCCAAGAACAAGGACACGGGGACCUAUGAGGACUUCGUGGAGGGGCUGCGAGUCUUUGAUAAGGAGGGCAACGGCACUGUCAUGGGCGCUGAGCUCCGCCAUGUGCUGGCCACGCUGGGUGAGAGGCUGACAGAAGAUGAGGUGGAGAAGUUGAUGGCCGGGCAGGAGGACUCUAACGGCUGCAUCAACUAUGAAGCCUUCGUGAAGCACAUCAUGGCCAGCUGAGCACAUCAUGGCCAGG
Trichechus manatus latirostris (Florida manatee) is the source of this 705-nucleotide messenger RNA. It is a transcript of the gene MYL3, whose product is annotated as myosin light chain 3. Gene Ontology annotation, molecular function: calcium ion binding. Gene Ontology annotation, cellular component: myosin II complex. The record is from RefSeq and is a predicted model, not a curated record. The transcript is spliced from 6 exons. Lineage: Eukaryota; Metazoa; Chordata; Mammalia; Sirenia; Trichechidae. Bases 84 to 689 code for a protein of 201 amino acids.